GAGUCCCGUCCCCCGCCCCGCCUGGAGCCUGCGCGGAGCCGCCGGGCAGCGCCGGGCCAUGGGCGGGCAGCGGUGAGCGCCGCGGCGGGGAGCGCCAUGCCGCCUCCCGAGCCCAUGCCCGGCUACGGGCAGCUGCUGCGCCGCGGUUACGGCAGCUUGGCGGCGGCCGUGCGGGGCUGCGGGGACUGCGGCUGGGAGCUGUCGCGGCGGACCUGGGCCGAAAACGCGCACCUGGGCUGGGGCGAGGUGCUGCUCUGCGGGCUCUGCGCCCUGGGAUGGACCGCGCUGCGCCGCGCCGCCGCCCGGAGAGUCUUUCGGCCCUUUGGGGAGUGGUGUAACUUGCAGCCGAAAGAUGCUGCCAAGAUGCCCGAGAGCGCCUGGAAGCUGCUUUUCUACACGUUAUCCUGGUCGUAUGGCAUCUACCUGCUCUUCUUCACCGACUACCCCUUCUUCUAUGACCCACCGUCUGUCUUUUAUGACUGGAAGAAGGGCAUGGACGUGCCCACAGACAUCGCCAUCGCCUACCUGUUGCAGUGCAGCUUCUACGGGCACUCCAUCUACGCCACCGCCUACAUGGACACGUGGCGCAAGGACUCCGUUGUCAUGCUUCUCCACCACGUGGUCACGCUGACCCUCAUAGCCUUCUCCUACGCUUUCAGGUACCACAAUGUGGGCAUCCUCGUGCUCUUCCUGCACGACGUCAACGAUGUGCAGCUGGAAUUCACCAAGCUCAAUGUCUACUUCAAGCACCGGGGGGGAGUCUAUCAUCGCCUCAACGACGUCAUCUCCAACAUCGGCUGCCUCACCUUCAGCGUCAGCUGGUUCUGGUUCCGUCUCUACUGGUUCCCCCUCAAGGUGCUCUACGCCACUUGCUACUCCAGCCUCCAGUCGGUCCCUAAUAUCCCCUUCUACUUCUUCUUCAAUGCUCUGCUCCUUGUCCUCACUCUGAUGAACAUCUACUGGUUUCUGUACAUCGUCCUCUUUGUGGCCAAGGUGCUGAUGGGGCAGAUGCAAGAGGUGAACGAUGUGCGGGAGUACGACGUGGAGGACAGCAAGAAAACCACAACGGCCAAGAAGAAAGAGGCUGGACUCCAGCUGCCCAAUGCUCUGAAAGAAGGGAUGCACCUGAAGAAUGGACUUGUCAAAGACAAGCGGUUAUAAGGGAAGCGUGGCUGCUGCAGCCCGGGCAGCCUGGCUGGCUCUGGGGACUGACCCAGGACCCUGUGCUCAAACCCAGCGAAUGAAAGGCACAAGGAGAACUUCAUCCCCGAUACCCCUUCAUCCCCUGCCUGGAGCAGGGGAAGAGAUGCCACUGGCAGGAUCGGGCCCCUCCUGGGGCUUGCCUAUGACCAGGCUUCACCUGAUGCUGAUGUGCUUUCUGUAGCCAGUCCGUGCUGGUUCAGUUGAGAGGCUGGUGACUUUGCUGGUCCAGGUAGGAUUUGGAGCUGGCUUUAGGUCCCCUGGUGUUUCUUCUGUCACUCCAUUCCUCGGCUAUUUUCAGUCUCUUUGUGAUUUCCUCUGUCUUUAUUGUUGGACCCUCCGACCAACCCUUCCUCAGCAGCCCCGAAGGGUCCUCUGACCCAGCGUGAGACUGGGGAAGGAAGCGUCCUCUCCUCUGUUGGCAUCGCCGUCCCAGGCGAGGGGAGCCCAAAGCCAGCUCUUCUCUAGCUGCCAAGCAGGGACUAGAGAGGUGAUGCAGUGCAGCUCCGAGCCUUCCUCCUCAGGAGGGAUCGCCAGUACAGAGCUGCCCACGUGUAUCUGGAGGCCCAGCACGGUUCUCGUGAGCAGGUCUGCCUGGAAACCCAGCUCUGGAGCAUUAUUGCAGCCUCCUGUCCUGCCGGAUGAGGGCCAGGAGAUUUAAUUUGCUUAAAAAGCUGAUGUAAGUCUCAUAGUUGCUUAAAAAGCCUGUCCCAGUCCUGCAGGGUCCCCUGCCGAGGGAUCUCUGGCUCUCACCCAGCGAUGUCCGCUUGCUCAAGCGAAGAACAAAAUAGUUUCUGCUCCCUGUGGUGGGUUUCCAGGCAGCACCGGCCCCGGGGCUGGGCUGGGCGGUGUGUCCCUGUGCUGGGCAGCCCUGCGGAUUUUACAGCCGCUCACGCCAAGACUUGUCCCAUCGCUCUCCCCUCCUGGGGCCGGGACACGCAGCUCCUGCGUCCUCCCAGGGAAGGGAAGCUCCCUCCCAGCUGGGGACGGCCGGCAGUGGAGGGGGGGACUCGGGGUGUUAAUUCCAGGCAUCGGAGGGUGGUUGUUGGGUGGGGUUUGUUUUUUUUUUUUUCUUGUUUGGUCUGUCAUAUUGAUUCAACUCCAGGCUCAUUGCAUGAACCACGGGGGAAUGUUCCUUGGUAAACAGAAGGCAAAACGUGACUUGGGCUGGGGGAAACUGUCCCGCGCUGCGGCAGGAUCUGUCACCCGCUCGCUCGUCGUCGCCUGGCAGGGUUUCGGGUGGGGGGGGGCAUCUCAGUGCUUUAGUUCCUUGGCUUUCAAGGAAGGAAGAAAUGAAGGGAACCAAUAUCCCAGGCCUUUUUCAGUCGUAGCAGAGUUGGGGCAGCGCCGGUGCCAAGUUGGGGUAACGGCAGCACCUGGUCAGCACGUGCGCAGGAAAACUGAAUUUCAUAGAAUCGGCUUGCCCAGGCUUCGACAUUUAGCUGGGUAACUCGGCCAGCGGCACGUGUGUGUGUAAAACCGGGUGCGCUGCCCGCAGCGGUGCUGCGAUGGCUAGAAGGGGCUGUGCAGACAGGGGGGGUCGCGGGGCUCCUCUGCCUGGCUGGGGCAGGGACGGGGUGCUGGGGGAGGGUGCUGACGGCUUUCUGUGCCGGCCCUGGGGCUGGGUGUCUUGUGGGCAGGGUGGCAUGCGUGCGGCUGGGAGCUGAAGCGAGAGUUUAAAGAUUUGCUGCGCUGGAAGUAGGGAGGUGCCAGAUGCCGUGAUUUGGGAGGAGGGAGCGAGAGGAGACCCUGGUCUUUGUCUGUCCCUGGGUCUGGGUGGGAUGUCUGCAGCGGAUGGGAGCAGUGCUUGACCUGCUGGCAGCUCUGGAUGGGGAGGAUCUGUACAGCAGUCCUUCCCUGCCUCUGGGGACUCUGUGGUUGGACCUCGAUGGCGUAGGGAUGUGGGAGAGACGGUAGGAGCUCCGAGGGCAGCUGCCCUCCCGCCACGCAGCCUCAAAGGGUUAACAGGUCCUGGGGAGCCGUUCACACCCUCUGCCCAAUCCUGGGAAUCCCUCUGUGCUAAUUGAGCACUAACCCGAUCAAAGGCUCCAAUCAGGCAAUCAACACCCCCCUGGCCCCUGUCUUCAGGUCCCCAGCCCCAGCCGCUCUUUGUCUGCGGGAAGGAGAGCAAAGCAAUGUGGCUUCUCCCCACGCACGCCAGCUUUAGAGCAGGCCUUGCCUGGGCUCUCCUCAGCGUGGUUCUGGGGAUGGAGCUGAGUUUGCAGGAAAGUUUACUGCUAAAAUCCUUGGGUCUGAGCGCCAAGCCCAGCCCGAAAACCCCCGUUCCUGUGCCGUCCGUGCUCUGGCGGAUCUUCCAGAAGAGAAAGACGCUGCCUUCUACAAACAAAGACCUGGCGGAUGCCUGUAGGGUGGAGGAAUUUAAUGUCCCUGGGAACAUCAUCCGUGUCUUGGCUGACCAAGGUACAGAAACGCCAUGGGUUGGGUCCUGCCUUUUGGAAGCCACGCUGCUCUCUGGGCUGGGAGAUUUGCUCCGGUCCUUCCCUUUCUGUCUCUUGGGUGUAGGUAGGAGAGGCUGGGGGAGGACGGGGCAGUGGCCAGAAGCGGUCUCCAGGAGAAAUCGCUGCUGUGUAAACUCUGGUCCCUCUGGAUGUUGUAGAUAAUUAUUUACGGUUUAGAAAUGCAUCGGUAGACAAGGUGGUGGGUGAGGGUGUGGAGCUGUGUAAGGCUCUGUCCUGGAGUCACCUCCUGCAGUCCAGAGAUGCUGGUUUGAUCCCAGGUGACUGGUUUGACCCGUCGGGGUGGUGGGUGCAGCGAGUGAGACCAGCACCCAGCUUUGGGUGGGGAUGGGAUGCUCGGCCCUUGGGCUGUGUCGUGUCCCCCCCCUCCUUUUUGCCCUCGUGCCUCUGGCUGACCACGCAGCACAUCUGGCUGCUUCAGCCUGGGGCCUCUCUGAGCCGUUCUCAGUUACGUGGGAACUGUUUGGUCGGUGUCCUCUAGGUCUCAAGACACCAUGGAGCUCGCUUCUCUUGUGAUUGAAGGUUUCCAACGGAAACCUUGGGCUGGCUUCAACAGGCAGCUUACCAGUUCCUAACAUUUGCUGCUAUUCGCCCUCCUUUCCCCUCCAUCCCAAAUAUCUGGCACCCACAACCACCCCCUUGUACUGGGGGGAGAUAUUUACAGCUGAGGAAAAAAUAACUCACCAAGACGUUAAGUAGAGGAGAUACUGGAAUGGCUGUAGCAUCCCAGGGCCACGGGCUGAAGCCCAGGCUAGUGUUUGUGCCUCCAGACCUUUCUGAAGGCCAUGCCAUCAGGCUGAUAGACCCUAUCGCAUCAUUGUCAUCUCAAUCUGAUGACUGUGGGUGUGCUUGGCUGCCCGCCUCCAUCAGCCCCAUCUUUGUCUCGCUGUGCAGCCAAGAGCUUAAAUUGGAGCACUGGGAGGCUGAUCCUGCUCAGCGUAACAGGUUUCAACCACCGCUGCCUCUAUUUCUCCUUCUUUGUCAGGCCACUUCAUUCAUAACGGGCAGCCCCAGAGGUUGCUGUGUCUGCAGAAGCGUCUGUACUUUAAUCUCUCGGUGCUGGAGGAGGGCGAGCGCUUGACGAUGGCUCAGCUAGAGAUCAAAUUCAGCCACAACUCCUACCACACCUCCGGCCAGGGGCAGGUUUUUGAGCUGAGGCUCUACCAAACCUCCCAGAUUUCUCUACGGGGGAUGCCCCCCAACGAGCACGGCCGAAAACUGCUGGUGGAACAGUCCUUCGCCCAGCUGCACAAGUCUCUUCUCUUCAACCUGAGCAGGGUGGCGAAGGACUGGAGAACAUACAGCAGGAAUCUGGGCUUGAUCCUGGAGAUCUCGGUGAGUGGCAGAGAUGGUGCAUCAGCCCUGAUGAGCGGGGAGCUGCAGAGCCUCUGUGCCAGCAUCGACUCCUUCCUGGACACCUCUCUCCUGGUGGUGACCCUCAGCCAGCAGCAGUGCAAGGCUUCCAGGAGGAGGAGAAGCGCUCACUACCCCCCCGUCACUCCGAGCAACCUCUGCAAGCCCAGGCGGCUUUACAUCAGCUUCAGCGACGUCGGCUGGGAGAACUGGAUCAUUGCCCCGCAGGGCUACAUGGCUAAUUACUGCCUGGGUGAGUGCCCCUUUCCCCUGACCGCGGAGCUGAACAGCACCAACCACGCCAUCCUCCAAACCAUGGUGCACUCGCUGGACCCGGAGGGGACCCCCCAGCCCUGCUGCGUCCCCGUCAGGCUGUCCCCAAUCUCCAUCCUCUACUACGACAACAACGACAACGUGGUGCUGAGGCACUACGAGGACAUGGUGGUGGACGAGUGUGGCUGCAGAUAGCGGAGCGGUGGGGGAAGCGUGUGCCGUGGGCUCCUGGCUGAGGCGGUGGAUGAGUGAUGGAAUAAAUCCAAGUGUGUUAAAUCCCCUCUGUGCUGGUGGUCAGGGAGGGUCCCGUUGGGGCGCUGAGUGUCGGAGCUCCCCCCUGGAGUCAUGAUUUACUAAUAGCCGGGUGCUCGGCCCUCCCCGCGGCUGUCUGCUACAGCCAGCAGCUUAUUAUGGGAUUAUGAUCAAGUCUGAUGCUGGCUGUUUAGUUUGUUUAUGAUGCUGGCACCAGGUUGUGAAUCCCAGACCCCUCGUGCUUGGCCAAGCUGCCGCUGGUCCCAGCGAGGGACCCGCAGCAGGGCUUGUGCUUUUUUGGGUAAAUGCUGCAGCUUGCUUAGUGCAAAAAGAAAUGAUGGGUUUUUUUUGGUGAAAUGAUGGUGGUGGGGCCCUGCUGUGCCGGGAGGAGGUGACGUGGCAGCUCUGGUCCUGCUGCAGGAAGAUGUAUGGUGUCACAGCACGAGCUGCAUCGCUGCGGCUCUGUGUGACUGAAUCCCUUCCCGCAGCGGUGUCGGAGCCUGGAGGGGCGCGGGUUUCGUUCUCUCUUGCUGGGGGAAAUCGAGCCUGAGCUACUUCUGUUGUGCGGUUUGGGGGCAGGGGCUGUACAUGGCUCCGAGCUGCCGAGGGGCAGGGUGCUGCCGGAGGGGUGGUUGUGGCUGAGGAAAGAAAAGGGGGAGUGGGGGGGGGGGGGGGGGGGGUGCGGUGCCCCGAUGCAGAGGUGGGCACAGGGUGGUACGGGGGGGGGGGGAGUCGGUGGCAUCUUGUUCCCUCCCAGCCUGCUGGGAGUCAGUGGUUAAUUUACCUCAUUUGCAAAUUGAAGAGACCGGGGGUGGGUGUAGCCCUGCCGGACCAGCCUGACCCGCAGCUGGAGCCAGAUGGCAGCCAAGCAUCAGCAACGGCAGCUCCGCACCGCGCAGCAGCGUACCCAGCCCAUUGCAGUAGCAUGGCCAUGCUCUUAGCAAGUGUUGUAAUGCCGCUAACAAGAGCGAGCAGAGCAGUGCGGCAGGGACCCAGCCCUGCACCGUCUUCUCUGAGCAGCGGUGAUCACCGAUGGAGGAGCUGCCGCUUUUCUUCCACCUUUCAGCAGUCACGGCCCUGGGGCAGCUGGGCCUGGGCGUCCCUGUGUCGUGCUGGCUGGUGUCAAACAGCUGAUGGGACCCGACGCCUGGCCCUGGACUGGGGUUUAGCACCAGCCUGUCCAGCUGCAGCUUUCUGGAUCCAGCUUUGCUUUGCUUUUUUUUUUUUUUUGUGUGUGUGUGGGGGGUUUGCAAAGGGGGAACAGAAAAGGAAUCUGAAUUAGACUUGAAAUUGUUUUUUUGUCUCUUUGUUUUACUGUGAACCUGACACCAUAGCAUAGAUUGUGGUGGUGUUUGUUUUUUGCUGGGUGGGGGUUUUUUUGGUUUUUUUUUUUUUUUUGUACCAAUGCUGUGUUGUCUCCAAGCUCUGAUGAAGUAUUACCAGGCUAAACUGGGCCUUCUCCCUCUGGGAAAGCACUAAAGGUUUAACCACUGUUGGACUUGCAGAGGAACUGUCUUCCUGUCCCCUGGGACAGUUUUUGCUAACACCCCUGAGCUGUGUAGCUGCAGAGCAGGACUGGAGUAGCUGAAGUACUUCAGCUGUGUAGCAUACUAAUGUUUUUAUGUUCAAAUGUUUUUCUUGCCUAGCAGAGGGCUCCAGCGCAGACCAGCCCUGUGUUACUCCAGCAGAUGACCAAGCGUGAUGUUGAAACCCAUUUCAAGCACUUAACUGUUUUAAGGGCUUAGAGUAGGGCUUAACUAAAGCAAGCAGGAGUCAGUUUUUUCACAUUUAGGAUAGGCAGGAUUAAGAAAACCUUUAAGUAUUAGUUAGUUGGUACCUGUGGCAGACUAAGGCUCUCCUUCACAUAGGGUGGGGAUGGCAGAUGCCAUCCCUGGUUCUCCAACAUGAUGGAGGGUGACUGCCCCCCCCCGCCUCACCCCCGACACGGAGCAGCUGCAGUGAGCUGAUACACAGGGUGGUGCCAGGCCCAGCUUUGCUGAGCCAGCCCUGUACUGCAGGUAAAUGCCAUGUUCAUGUUUACUGCAGCACAGGGGAAGGAGGAAGAGGAGGAGAGCUGCCAGGCAGGACCUAUCACCUCUAGUCCCAGCCUUUCCUAACUCCUGCAGCCCCUGGGAUGGUGAAGCAGAGGAGGGAAGAGGGGUAGGGCACUGAACAGAGUUUCUACAGUUCAUUUGCUUACCCAUGUAUGCUAUGCACACACCUCACUUUUGUACUAGUCUGUUUAAAAAAAGAAGUAAUAAACUUGACAUUUAUACAAUCAGA
Messenger RNA from Grus americana (Whooping crane), 7838 nucleotides. RefSeq names its product ceramide synthase 1 (gene CERS1). Bases 97 to 1161 code for a protein of 354 amino acids. NCBI's taxonomy places the organism in Eukaryota, Metazoa, Chordata, Aves, Gruiformes, Gruidae. Gene Ontology annotation, cellular component: membrane. Gene Ontology annotation, biological process: ceramide biosynthetic process. The record is from RefSeq and is a predicted model, not a curated record. Gene Ontology annotation, molecular function: sphingosine N-acyltransferase activity. The transcript is spliced from 7 exons.